AUGACUGACCUCGAGCUCGAUUCCAAGGCGAUUCUAAAUGGGCUGGUGAGACUGGACCAGAACGGUGAGCUGCCGGCAAGCGCAACAGCGGCGCUGGGCGGUGGAGCAAAGCCGGCCAACAAGGGCGCCCGGGCAGCAGGAACCAGCGAGGCGCUAGACUCAGCGGAUGCCCGGGCCCUGAUGGCGCAUGCGGCCAGCGGAAACCGGGCGACAUCGAGCCAUUUCAGCGGCAACGGGACGCACGCGGUAGCGACAUUGCGGCUGGAGACGAGCGCGGUUCUAAAGGAGCUGGCGCGGUUCCGUGCGUGUGAUGACCAGACGAUGUCGUGCUUUUACUGCCGCGAGUGGGCGCAGUGGGUAUACCGCAAGCAAAUUUCGGCCCUUUCUGGCGGCGUCACCACAGGUUCUAGCAGCAACGGCACGGGCAAGGGCAAGAAGAAAGGCAAGGCGUCGGGAAAUAAUGCAGCAGCAGCGUUGGGCAGCGACAGCAUGGGCGGCGCAAGCGCAGAGGAGGUGCUGGAGCGCGAGCGGCUGGAGCGGAAGCGCGCGAUGCGGCUCUGCUACAGCUCGAUCGGUGAUCUUUGCGAUAGUUUGCGGGAGCUGGUAGCGGAGGAGCGCCAGGCGCUGCCCAUUAUCGAGCAGACUAGCGGGAUGGCCUCGGCACCGGUCAGCAGACCUGGCUCGCCGUCGCUUAGCGUGUCGUCGGCCACGUCAUCGACGUUUGCUGAGCAGGCAAGCAGGAAUGCAGGCGGCAAAGGCGGCAAGGCACGGGGCGGCAAUAAGGCAAAGGCGUCGAAUGCCCAAGCAGCACCACUGGCGACUACAGCGGCAGCAGCAGCUUCCGAUGAGUCGGCGGCGGCAGGCGGGAAUAGUACGCUGAUAGAUACAAUUGUCGAGCGCGCGAUGGCGUGGUACGAGGGGUACCAAUUCCCGCUGGCCGACGUGUACGAAGACCUGACGUUUGAUUUCCCACCCGACGCAUUCCCCUACAACGACAAACAGGACCCGAUGAACCCAGCGUUGCUGUUGCCGGCACUGCAGGUGACAAAGACGUACAUCUCGCUGCCCGCGGCCAAAUUCCCCCUGCUGGGCAACAUCACGUCGGAGCAGAUUGCCACGCACUCGUACCCGACGUGCCAGCACACCAAGGCCGAUCAUCCGACGCCGUCCGAGCUGGACACGCAGCGGCUGAUCUUCAAUUCGCAGCUGCAAAAGUGGCGAGGUGAGAACAAGAGCGGGUUUGAGCGCGAAAUGGAGCCAGUGUGGCAGAUCACGCAGUUGCUACUGAAGAGCGCGCAGCGGAUCGAAGCCAUGCGCGUGCGGCUGUUUGCGCGCGGAUGCCGUGCCAACCGCGAGCAGUUCCUGCAGAGUAUUCGCACGCGCGCGCAGCCCUUCAGCGAGUACUGGGCGCGUGUCAGCGAGCCGUACCGUACCGGAAAGGCAGCAAUAAUCGCCGAGGGCGAUUCAGGCGACGAUGAGCCGGCUCGGAAGUCGCGCGGCCGGCGUAGCACGCGCACCAAGACCAAUGAGCAGCUGGCUGAGGAGCUUGACUCGUUGGUGGCGAAGCACCUUGAUGGGCUGCUGGAGGUCAGUUCGCAGUGGUCGCGCACGUUCCUGGAGUCAUACUAUGGCGUGGCCCGUGAGUUUGCACGGGAGCUGGAGACAAUCCUGGGCGAAUGCAUCACGAUGUGCGACCGGCGUGCGCAAGGGUUGAAGUACCCGCCGCCGCUGACGCUGCAGCCGCAGCUGGAGAAGGCAAGGGCGGCGAUUGCGUGUCUGCAGCCGCACCUGGAUGCACGCAUCGAGAAGAUCCAGGCCGUGAUCCGUGACCGCAACACCGAGAUUUUCAACAUGACCAGCUCGAUCCGCGAAGACUGGAGCGAGACGUCAGGUGCGACGGUGGCGAGCAAGCUGGCCAAGGCUGCGCACAAGGACUUCCGCAAGAAGAUGCGGCGCGUCGAGUUCCAGCAGCAGUCGGGCGUGAUCAGCUGGGCGAUGCGCGAGCUCGAGCAGCUGCUGACGGCGCCGGAUGUCGCGGAAGUGGUGACCGACUGUCUGGAGCUGCUGAUGACCGAGGCGGAGAUCCUGGAGCGGGCAGUCAGCCAGGUGUUUGUGCGCAAGUACGAGACGGCGUCAAAUGACCUGCGUGAGCAGCGGCAGGAUAUUGUCGAUGACUUUACGGAAGGGUUGCUGACGGGUCGCGAGGAGCUGGCAGGCAUUAUUGGCAAGCUGAUGCUGAAAGAGGCGUGGCGGAUCCUGGAGGCCAACAUCUCGCUGCAGCGCCAGAAGGCACUGCUUGAUGGAGGCGGACAUGGCGGCAGUGGGAAGAGUAAGAAGUCCAAGGGAUCGCAGGCCAAGCAUGCGCUGCCGCCAGCAGCAGCGGCAAUAUCCAGCGGGGGCGAAGCUGCGCCAAAGCCGGCUCAGGCGCCAGUGCAGCCGCCGACCCCGGUCGACGUGCAGUCACAGGCGGAUAGCAUGUCGGUUCUGGACUUGGAUGAGUUUGACGACGAGGAGGAUUCGGCAGCCAAGAAGCGUCGCAAGAACAAGAAGAAGAAGGCCAAGAAGAAGAAGGCCAAGCAGGCGGCGGCGCAGGCGGCUCAGGCAGCGCAUGCAGCCCAGACUUCUCACCAGGACGCCCAGUCAAACGGUGAUGAGGACGAAGAUGAGGACGAUAACGAGGAUAGGACUGGAGGGGAUCCGCAGAAUCCGUUUGCGUCGUUGUCGAUGGCCAAUGCGAACGGCGAAGUCGACAGCGAUGCUGGCGAACGUAUGUUUUCGGCAGCGGACGUGCCUGCUGUAAGCGUGGCAGCUCCUGAAAGGGCGGUUGACGAUCCGGCUAAGGAGGCAGUUGUUGGCUCAAUUUCGGCACCGGUGCCUGCUGCAGCACAGCCAGUUGCUCAGGCUGCUGGCCAGCAGCAGCAGCAACAGGCUCGGCCUCGACGUGGAACCAAUGCUGCGCGGUAUGUGCCUGGUGUCGGGUUCAUCUCGGACGAUGGCAUCAGCGCGACAUCGCCGCGGCCGUCGCCGGGGGUCACUGCGACGUUCAAGGGGCCGGUAAGCGGAGCUCCAUCGACGUCGGGAGCAGUGACGUCGGCAACAGCAUCUCCGGCUGGCCGCAUAACGCCUGGGAGCCUGAGCGUGCAGACGGCACCCACAGGCAAGCAGACAGUUCUGACAGCUAGCCCGAGCAUGGGCGAGUCGCCUCAGCAGCAGCAGCAGCAGCAGCAGCAGCUUGACAAGGAGUCGCUGCAGCAGCUGCAGAGUACGCUCGGAGCCAUGACAGUAGAUGCGAUGCAGCAGGAGCUGGAGGCUCUGGCACACCCGGAUCUGGUGGCGGUGGCGACAUCGGCGCUGGUGAGCCGGAACGGACUAAUGAGCCUGACGAACAAGUGGCACGUAUCUGUGGGCAAUGUGCUGCAGACGUACGAGACGAUUGCAUCGCAGGUGGAGUCGUUCCGGCGGCUCUGCGAUGCGCACGACGAAGAAACAGCGCGGCUGUCGUCGCUGUUGGCGCAGGCAGCGCAGGAGGCGCAGCAGUGGCAUGAGAAGUACGAUAGGGUUCAGGCGGAGCUCGAGGAGCUCAAGGCGAGCAAUGCAGCGAAGGAGAGGGCGCUGAGCGAGGAGCCGCCGGCUGCCAGUGUCGCCGCCGCCGCCGCCGCCUCUGCAGGUGCAGCUGCCGUUCCCCAGGCAGCACCGCCGAUGGCCAUGCCGUCGCCGGGGGAUGGCGGGAUGAUGUGGCCGGAUCAGCAGCAGCAGCAGCAGCAGCAAGCGUGGCAGUCGUUUGGUGGAGCCCAGUACCCGGUGGCAAAUACGUCGGCGGCUAUGCCGGCAGGGUUUAUGGCGGCGCAGGCAUUGCUACCGGGUCUGCUGGCGUCGGGGCAGCUGCCGGCCAAUGUGGAUUAUGCACAGCUGAUGUCGGUUGCCAGUCGCAUUCAUGCAGCCCAGCAGCAGCAGCAGCAGCAGGGGUUCAUGGGGGCCGGUGUGCCUGGGUUUAAUGUGGGCAGCAUGCUCGGGAAUUCGUCGGGAUUGGGCAUGUCGCAGGCGCAGCAGCAGCAGGCAUCGGCAGGAGGUGCAGGAGGUGCAGGCAUGCAGGCGGCGAACCCAGCGAGCUCCGUGUCCAGCUCCUCGCUGCUGUCGGCGCUUAACGCCGGAUCGCAGCCGUUCUAG
Molecule: messenger RNA, 4167 nt
Organism: Linderina pennispora
Lineage: Eukaryota; Fungi; Kickxellomycota; Kickxellomycetes; Kickxellales; Kickxellaceae
Exons: 1
Coding region: 1-4167 (1388 amino acids)
Source: RefSeq, a predicted model, not a curated record